CUUACGUCAUCUCUGCGCGCCGCGCGCAGGCCGUGCCGCCGCCAUGGUGCAGCUCGGGAGCCGCCUCCUGAGGGGCCGCGGCGGCCACGUCGUCAUCCGCUUCGCGCUGGGGGGCUGCACCAACCGGCCGUUCUUCCGCAUCGUGGCGGCCAACAGCCGGCGCGCCCGCGACGGGAAGUACCUGGAGCAGCUCGGCUGCCUGGACCCGCUGCCCAACGCGCACGGCGAGAAGGUGGCGGGGCUCAACCUGGAGCGGCUGCGCUACUGGCUGGGCUGCGGCGCGCAGCUCUCCCGGCCUGCCGAGAAGCUGCUGGGGCUGGCGGGGUUCCUGCCGCUCCACCCCAUGACGGUGACCGGCGCCGAGAGGCUGCGCCGGCGGCGACAGCGCGAGCAGCAACCGGAGGCUGCCCCUGCGGACGGCUCGGCCGAGCCCGGCACCGGCACCGCGGCCUGACACGGCCCGGCCGGCAGAGUCCCGAGCGGCCCCGGACUGCUGCGGCCUGUGUGUGCUCCGGCCCUGGACUGCACCGGCCCGGGACUGCUGCGGCCUGUGUGUGCUCCGGCCCGGGAUUGCUCUCACCCGGGGCUGCUCCGGCCCCGGACUGCACCGGCCCAGGAUUGCUCCAGUCCGGUGCUGCUCCAGCCUGCCCGGGCCCGAGGUCUCUCCCGCCCUGUCAGUGCAUCUGACCCCAUUAAAACGUUACCUCUGCACUCUG
Camarhynchus parvulus is the source of this 716-nucleotide messenger RNA. RefSeq names its product mitochondrial ribosomal protein S16 (gene MRPS16). Bases 44 to 454 code for a protein of 136 amino acids. The transcript is spliced from 3 exons. NCBI's taxonomy places the organism in Eukaryota, Metazoa, Chordata, Aves, Passeriformes, Thraupidae. Gene Ontology annotation, cellular component: mitochondrial small ribosomal subunit; ribosome. The record is from RefSeq and is a predicted model, not a curated record. Gene Ontology annotation, molecular function: structural constituent of ribosome. Gene Ontology annotation, biological process: mitochondrial translation.